ACCACGUAGGCGUCCGGAUGUUUGGGCGGGACCUAAUAACAAGGCGUGGCAAACAUAAUGGCACGGCGCUGUUCAGGCCACAACAACGUAGGAAACUCAAUUGGAGCUAAAAAGGAAGUCGUGAGAGCCUCAAGAUACAAGCUUUUAAAGGAUAAACCAUUGAGCGACUACAUUACAAGACAUGCUUGGCAGCAAGAAGCACAACAAAAUGAUGAGAAUCGUCGGGCUGCAUUGGGCAGCUUUGAUGUAGAAAACUAUUGUCGUCGUGGUGACACGGUUCGGAUAGGAGUAAAUGGUAGAGUGCGACAGCCUUCUCGAAACGGUGUUAGCGAGCAGUGGUAUGAAUACUGGGAAGAGAUGGAUCCACUGAUGAUGUACGAUAAAUAUAAUCAACUGCUGUGGAAAAUAAACGAGAAGAAUGGAACCCUAAACGUAAAGAGAAAAUCUGAAGUUUAUAGUUGGACUGAUCAUGUACCUGUACCACUCUGCUGGGAAGAUCAACUGUCUGAUUCGAUGGUUACAACUGUUGACACAAGCAUUCGAACGAAGACUGAGCAGCAAACACAUACCGAAUGGCAGAAAGAAGAUGAGCAUUGGAGAUACAAUGGGGAACAAAAGGCAGUAGACUGUUUAAAAAAUCAGCAUGAUGCAGCCAUCGCAGUGUCAUCAAUUGAUGUUAACAUCAGCUGCAAACAAAGCAAACUUUUAUUUAUUACACUGCAAUCACAUUUCGGCUCUGAAUUAAAGCCUGCCCUUGAUACGUGGAGCUUUGAUGUCCACGUGGUUGACAAAACUGACAGCCGACAAUCAACCAGAGUGUUCUCUUCUGUCAAGCCUCAACUGCACAACAGCAUGUAUAUGUACAGCCUGCAGUUUGAUAUAUCGAGGGAUUUGCAAUGGAUUACUUCCAUCAAUCAGCUUUAUGGGAGAGAGUUUCACGUUACGGUCACAGUGUCGUACCCUUGGACAUUUCAUCUCUGCUCUCAGAUUAUACAAAUUGGUGACGAAGCAGUAGCGACAAAUCAUAUUUACAUGGACGAGAACAAGUCUAUCCACAGUGAUGAUGACGAUGAAGAUGUCAUGUCUGUUUCUUCACUGCCAACCAUGUUGUUAAGUGGAUUUGAAGUCAGGAAUGAGACAGAGAAAGAGACAUUACCCUAUCUUGUUCAAGGCAGUGAUUGCUCUCUCCAAGGAGAUUGUCCAAUGCCAAGUGGGCACAAAAACAGUUUUGUUUUUGGUGAGAAACAGGCAAGAGACAUACAGAGUCUCUUAACAACAGAAGAUAUAAUGCCUGUGAUGGAGAAAAGGACAUCUACAGGUACUUCCUCUCUUUUGGUUGCUAGAAGUAAAAACUGUGGAAAAUAUAGCAGUUCAAGAUCACCGACCCAAUGUAUUGGAACUAUGUUUCCAAUGCAGCAAACAUCAAAGCACCAACUACUUGAUGCAAAUGGUUCUGUUGUUGUACCCAAGUUUGUUGAAAAACAAAGGAAAUCAUUCCUGCGAGCACAGUAUGUUUUCACAACCCCAAAACUGACUUCUAGAAUAAAGACACAGACCGACAAACCACCGGAUGUAAAAAGAGUUCGUCAACUGAUUGAACCUGUAGGUGACAAUAAAGAGACUAGGCUCAAGGGAAAUAGUUCUAGAGUGGAAGGAGACAAACAUAGAAUACAUUCAAAUACACAAAUUACACAUACACUCAGUCAUUCGAUGGUCAGUCAUCUACAGAGACCACACAGAGAUUCAACAACAUUAUCACGCACCAAGUCAGCUCCUAUUCUGCCAACUCAACCUGUUGUAUCUCUAACAGGCCUGUGCCCAACCACCACAUACAAGACUUCCAGAGUUGAGACAACAGGAAGUAGCAGGAAUCACAUGUUUGACCAGGAGACAUUACACUGUUUGUCUUCACAUCUCUAUAUUCAGCCUGUCAGAGCCAAAUGAACAUAACAACUGCCAAGAGAAUUUCAUCAGCUAUUCAUGUGUGUCACAUCAGUAAUGACUGUGUAACUUUCUACUUUUUGACAUUGAACAAAGUUUCUGUUGAUUUUUAUAAUAAAGAAAUUUAGAUUUUCAAUCAGUUGGCCUAUUUACACUAAAGGAUUAUUCCAGUUCACCAUAAACCUAGCAAAGUGGCAGAAGUUUAUCUAAAUUGUUUACUGGUCAGUAGAUGUAA
Molecule: messenger RNA, 2176 nt
Organism: Corticium candelabrum
Lineage: Eukaryota; Metazoa; Porifera; Homoscleromorpha; Homosclerophorida; Plakinidae
Exons: 7
Coding region: 58-1944 (628 amino acids)
Source: RefSeq, a predicted model, not a curated record